UUGCGACACCGGCGAGACCUCUAGGGCGGGGCUUAGGACGACCUGCUCAGUGGGCCGCGAGUAUUCGUCGGAAACAAAACAGCGGCAGCUGAGGCGGAAACCUAGGCUGCGAGCCGGCCGCCCGGGUGCGGAGAGCGAAGGAACCAACACAAGACAGCAGCCCUUCGAGGUCCUUAGGCAGCUUGGCCUGGAGGAGAACACAUGAGAGAAAGAAUCUCCAGAGGCUUUAUUCUCUUUGAAAAGGUAUUUCUGUUCAGUUGCUCCAAUGACAGAGAUACCUGCACCUUUGUCCUACUUCCAGAAUGCACAGAUGUCUGAGGAUAGCCACUCCAGCAGCGCUGUCCGGAGCCAGAGUGACAGCCAAGAACGGCAGCAGCAUCACGACAGGCAGAGACUUGACAACCCUGAGCCAGUAUCGAAUGGCCGACCCCAGAGUAACUCAAGGCAGGUGGUGGAACAAGAUGAGGAGGAAGAUGAAGAGCUGACAUUGAAAUAUGGAGCCAAGCAUGUCAUCAUGCUGUUUGUUCCUGUGACCCUCUGCAUGGUCGUUGUCGUGGCCACCAUCAAAUCAGUCAGCUUCUAUACCCGAAAGGAUGGGCAGCUAAUCUACACCCCAUUCACAGAAGACACUGAGACUGUAGGCCAAAGAGCCCUGCACUCGAUCCUGAAUGCUGCCAUCAUGAUCAGUGUCAUUGUUGUUAUGACCAUCCUCCUGGUGGUUCUGUAUAAAUACAGGUGCUACAAGGUCAUCCAUGCCUGGCUUAUUGUUUCAUCUCUGUUGUUGCUGUUCUUUUUUUCAUUCAUUUACUUAGGGGAAGUAUUUAAGACCUACAAUGUUGCCGUGGAUUACAUUACAGUUGCACUCCUGAUCUGGAAUUUUGGUGUGGUCGGCAUGAUUGCCAUUCACUGGAAAGGCCCACUCCGACUGCAGCAGGCGUAUCUCAUUAUGAUCAGUGCCCUCAUGGCCCUGGUAUUUAUCAAGUACCUCCCUGAGUGGACCGCGUGGCUCAUCUUGGCCGUGAUUUCAGUAUAUGAUUUGGUGGCUGUUUUAUGUCCCAAAGGUCCACUCCGUAUGCUGGUUGAAACAGCUCAGGAGAGAAACGAGACUCUGUUUCCAGCUCUUAUCUAUUCCUCAACAAUGGUGUGGUUGGUGAAUAUGGCUGAAGGAGACCCAGAAGCCCAAAGGAGGGUACCCAAAAACCCCAAGUAUAACACGCAAAGAGCGGAAAGGGAGACACAGGACUCUGGUUCUGGGAACGAUGAUGGUGGCUUCAGUGAAGAAUGGGAGGCCCAAAGAGACAGUCACCUGGGGCCUCAUCGCUCUACUCCCGAGUCAAGAGCUGCUGUCCAGGAGCUUUCCGGGAGCAUCCUAACUAGUGAAGACCCGGAGGAGAGAGGAGUAAAACUUGGACUGGGAGAUUUCAUUUUCUACAGUGUUCUGGUUGGUAAGGCCUCAGCAACUGCCAGUGGAGACUGGAACACAACCAUAGCCUGCUUCGUAGCCAUAUUGAUCGGCCUGUGCCUUACGUUACUCCUGCUCGCCAUUUUCAAGAAAGCAUUGCCAGCCCUUCCCAUCUCCAUCACCUUUGGGCUCGUUUUUUACUUUGCCACGGAUUAUCUUGUGCAGCCCUUCAUGGACCAACUUGCAUUCCAUCAAUUUUAUAUCUAGCAUUUCUGCAGUUAGAACAUGGAUGUUUCUUCUUUGAUUAUCAAAAAAACAAAAACAGAAAACAAACCUCCAGAGGAGAUGGAUGAUUUUCCUGUGUCCUCAGCUAACAAGUCAAGACUCCAGUGGGACUUUUGCAGCUUCCUUCCAAGUUUCCCUAGCCACCGGCACUACUGGACUGUGGAAGGAAGCAUCUACAGAGGACGGUUUCCAACAUCCAUCAUUGCAGUGAAUGACGUUCCUCAGUGUAGAAACCAGCAGACUUGAGAGACAAGGACAAGGAAAUGGGCUGGGCCCAGGAGCUGCUGUGCUCUACCAGACCCUUGGGCAUGGAGAAUUACCAGUGCUGGGAACUCUCAAGAGGUUAAAUGAAGUGAUGUGAACCAAACAGCUGCCAUCUUCCAUGCCAUGUUGGAAAUAAAACAGGUCCUAGCUGAAUCCUGCACUGUUCAGGAGGUUCUGUGCAGAGGUGGCACUGGGCCCAGGCCUCCCUCUCAGGCUCCUUUGCUGCCCAAUUGUAAGUUUAAAUAAGGACACCGCCCCACACAAACCCCAGCCCCUGUCACAUCCGUGACUUUGACCAUUUUUGUUCUCAAGCACUGACACUAUUAUCUGUGGUUGCCAUUUCUUCCCAAGGCCAGUCUGGACGAAUUUGGGGUUGCUCUAUCCUGAGAGUUGUAACCUCAGCUUCCAAAGUGUAUACUUUCUUGAAAUGAUGGAUCUAUUGCUCAAGAGUCCCCUGUCAUCCUUACAUAACUUCUGGGUUUCCCACAAUCCCUCGUUUUUAGACACACUUUAAGCUUACUCUCGGCCCAGAUGUUCCCUCUCCCUGUCUCUCCCUUGUCCCUCAGCAGUUCCCUCUGACAGCAGACAAGGCAGCUCUGGGAGGUAGCUAGUGGCCCUGAUAACCCAGGAGUUUCUCCUCAUGUGAUGCAAAUACUACGUCCCCUAUCAAUCAGUGCUGUCAGCGUGCUGCCAUAGCUCCUUCGAUGGCAAAUAGGAUGUGUGCCCAAAGAAUUAAAGCAACAAGUGGCUGGGGAAGCGUUCUCUGUCCUGGCUGUUCUUUUGUUACCACAAUCCACUCACUGUCAAGGGCAGAAUUUAAACUAGGGGCUGGGGGAUAGCUCAGAAUACAAUGCUUGUCUUGCCCUUGGCUCAGUUCCCAGCAUUGGGAAAAAUAAAUAAAUAAAACCAUAGGAUUUAAAUUAAUGUCUAGUGCUGGUAGUUGGUCAGUUCAUGAACCAGUUAUGUUGGUAAAGAAACAAAGGUUUGGAGAAAAGCUGUUUCUUGGUUAGCGGUGGAAGUACUUGGAUGCAGGACCUAAACCAGCUGCCAAGAGGAAAGACGGCCUCCCACGGCCAUGGGGCAGAGUGAGCUAGCUGCACAGGCAGGUGUGAGGGAAGCCUCACACCUCAGAAGCAGCCUCACUUGCUUCUGGCCUCCUCCUCCUUGCAGGGCUCCGUUGUGUGAGGUGAGCAGCUCCUCUCUGCUGAGCUUACAGCUGGGUGUGGGUGCUGUAGGCCCCUAGGCUGACCACACAGACUACUGAGCUGCAGUCCCUGUGCCUGUGGCAGCCGCCUCAACCAAGAGACCAGCAGAAAAGACUUGAAAAACUAGCGUGGCGCAAGCAAGGAUGCCUGCUUUCUCACCCAGCCUAUCCUAGGAGCCACUUUGCGGGGUCUCAUUAGAAUUUAGAAUACUUCUUUUGGGUCACACAACAGUACUGUUGGUCUAGCCUGGGGCUUUGGGCAUACUUAGCAAGUGCUCCACUAGUGAGCUAUCCUUCACUUGGCCUGGAAUAAUUUUAGUAAGAAUUUAACCUGAGGAGUCUGGUCUAGGAGUCCUCUCCGUGGUGAGGUGGAGACAAGUGGGUCCCUGGGCUUGCUGGCCUCUCAGCCCAGCUUCAUCGAGGUCUAGGCCAAUGAAAAACCCUGUGUCAGAGAGCAAGGUGGACAGGUCCUGAACAAUACCAUACAAGACACCCAGAAGAGGAGCUGAGGGUGUAGCUCUUUGGGAGAGCUUGGUGUACUCUGAAUCCUCAAGGCAGUGUUCAGUUCCCAGGCUAUAGUUAAAGAAUAUAAGCCCAGACAGACUCAUCUCAGGCUGAUGAAAAGGGAGCCAUGCAGGGAAGAGAGGAGCUUGUGGUAGAAGGUUCUGUCUUUUUUUUUAUGCAUAUGUAAGGACAGCCUUGUGGUGUCAGCUGUCUCCACGUGGGUCCUAGUCUCAAACUCACCAGGUGUGCUGCAGUCAAGAGCCCCUCACCAACCCAGCCACCUCACCAGCCCCUCCCAGACCUUGCUGCUCUCACGCAGACAGCAGAUUGGAAGUUUUCCUUCAAGGCACUUUGCCGAUCUUGGCUAGAGCAGUGCGUGUAAGGGUCCCGAGUGUGUCGUGUGUUUGGUGACAAGAGAGCGUGGGCUGUGUUUGUGUAUAGGUGUUGAAGUCCAAGAGAGGAGUGUCCACAAGCCAGGCAACAUCUGGGAUAAAGCCACUGACUGCACCUGCUUAGUGGAAAGACAGUGAGAAGGAAGCAGUAGCUUUAGGGUCUGCUGCCUACAGGACAUGGGACAUUUGUGGGCAGAGGCUGGAGAGGAAGGACGCUCCUUCUUGGUUUUGAUCCUGCUGGAUUAAAGGGGUCCUAGGUACACAGCUUUAACAGCAAACGACUAAAUUUCUCCAAGAGGAAAAGAGAGAGGAGAGAGCGAGUGAGCAAGGACAACAGCCAAAAGCAAUCGAUUGACUUCACCACAAAAGGAGCAGAGGUCUGUGAUUUUGCUUGUAAACUUCACUGAAAGCUUAGUGUCCUCUUUGUGAUAAAUGCCCAAGAGAAUAGUAUGUUUACCGCUUGUUCUGUCUGUGGUCUGAAGCAUAUUGGACAGGGUCUCCCGUGUAGCCCAGGCUGAACUCAAAUUUAUGAUCCUUCUGCCUUAACCUGACAAGUACUGGGGAUCACAAGAUGUGGACCAUCAUGCCACACGUGUGUGUGUGUGUGUGUGUGUGUGUGUGUGUGUGUGUGUGUGUACAUGCUCUGCGCAGAGCGUGUACUUACAUGAGGUCAGAGGACAGUUAACAGCAGGUGGCUCUCUCCUCCCAUCAUGUGGGUUCCAGGAAUUGAACCCCAAUCCUCAGCCUUGGAGGUGCAUGCUUUUACCCACUGAGCCAUCUCGCUGGGCCUAUGGCUAUUCCUGACCCUAACUUGUUGAAUGUGAAAUUGAUACUCACUGCCAAAUAAGGUCUUCCAAGGUCAGGUUUCAAACGGGAGUCUCUGUCUCUGACCUCGGAGCCAGGCUUUGUGAUCUAACCGUGGAAGAAAAGCUGAGGAACUGAAGGAUUUGUUCAGUGCUUGGCUUGGUGCAGGAGUCUCACUUGCCUCCUUCCCUUCCUCUUUCCUUCCUUUCCCUUCCAUUUCUUGUUCUUUCCUCUUUCUCUUUCUGAAAGAAACCCCAGGUUCUUGUCAGACUCACUCUAUAGCUGAGGUUGAUCUUGAACUUCGAUCUUUCUGCUUCCACCUCCCAAGUGCACCAGUGAGAUCACUCACAUGCACCAGUUUAUUCCGUGCUGGGGAUCAAACCUGACGCUGUGUGCAUGCUAGCCAAGCACUCUACUAACUGAGCAACAUCCCCAGACCCCGCCCAUCCUGACUUUUAACUACUGAGGCUUACAAAGUGAAUGCUGUUAAGGGGACCUCAUUCCUUCAGAAGCCCAUCCUUUCAGCCAGCCCCCCUGGUUAAAUGAGCCUUUGGUGGUCUGUGCAGAUCUGCCUGAGCCACCUCUCCACACUCCCUGUGGGUCCUUAAUGCUAAGUUUGAAGGCAACUUGGAAACUGGACAUUUGCAUUCACCCUUGGGAUGGAAGUAAUGCCAUAUUUUGAUAAGUUAGAGUCUAAAAGCACACCUGGAGUCUGCUUGCGUCUUUCUCCAAACCUGGCAGUUCUACAAAUACACACCAAAGGAAAAGCACUGGUUUUAGUUCUUUGCAGCCCUCUGUGAUAGUACCAGCUAGAUACCCCUGGGCUGUCCCAUCUCAGGCUCUUCCGCACCUUGUCAGUCUCCUCGACUGCUAGAAACCCCCAGUCUGCAUUUUGCAAAGCACACCCUGGUGCUGAACUGUACCCUUUCUUGACUGUCAACGCCGUUUACAGGAGCUCGGGGCAGCAUUGUGCCUCUUGUGGAUGCAGUGUCCCUUUGGGCCCUGGAGUGUAGUGUGUGCACAUGUCUGCCCAGCAGGAAGGAUUUCCCUGACGCACUUCUAUUCAAAUACAUACUUGUUGAAGGCUGCUGCAGACUGGCAAGUGCCAGGGUGAGGGCUUCUGAGGCAUCAUUUACUCUCACAUGGCCACGGCCUGGCUUCUACCAUGGGUACUACUUUGUACAUAACAGACUGUGAAUACAACUUUUUAAAUAAAUACCUUUCAAACUCUUGGGAAGCUAUAAUUUUGAUAGAUGAUUGGAGAUUUUCCUGUAUUUGUCAAACGAAUAAAGAAUGCGUGACCUAA
This is a messenger RNA of Grammomys surdaster, 6161 nucleotides long. RefSeq names its product presenilin 1 (gene Psen1). Gene Ontology annotation, molecular function: beta-catenin binding; cadherin binding; aspartic endopeptidase activity, intramembrane cleaving. The record is from RefSeq and is a predicted model, not a curated record. The transcript has 12 exons. Gene Ontology annotation, cellular component: lysosomal membrane; apical plasma membrane; membrane raft. Gene Ontology annotation, biological process: smooth endoplasmic reticulum calcium ion homeostasis; calcium ion transport; amyloid precursor protein catabolic process. Bases 266 to 1669 code for a protein of 467 amino acids. Lineage: Eukaryota; Metazoa; Chordata; Mammalia; Rodentia; Muridae.